Molecule: messenger RNA, 997 nt
Organism: Monascus purpureus
Lineage: Eukaryota; Fungi; Ascomycota; Eurotiomycetes; Eurotiales; Aspergillaceae
Source: the annotation of a GenBank genome assembly
UUGCGGCUUCUUUUCUGCCGGCAGAUCGACCUGACUUUUUUCGACUUCUCGCAAUCGCACACUGUCCUCGCUGUGCAACUCGCGCUCUACAACCUCAAACACAAUGAAGAUCAUCGAGCCCCAAUCAGCAGCCCUCACAAACAUCGAAGUAUUAGCCUACCUAACAGCCAACCCACCACGACGACCUCCGAAUCCUCCUCCGAAUUCAAGAAAUUGGGUGCCCAGCCCUGACCUCCGUGACCAUAACACGGUUGUUAAGGAAAUCCACAAUUAUGUAACCCGCCUCUCACCUCAUCUACUGAAUUACCCACGCUACGUACAUGAGGGACAGCUGCAAUCAGCAUCGGCAACGGCAUCAGCGCCCGCUCAGCCUUCCUCGGACUCGACAGAGCAACAAUUACAAGUACAGCAAUUAAGACCGAUAGACCACACGCCCACGCCGCUGGAUCAUGCGAUUCGGUCUCUGAUAGCGCGGUUGAAGCCGUUCAAACUUACCAAGGCUGAGGUGUUGAUGAUUGUUAAUCUUGGUGUGGGAUUGGGGAAUGGUCCGCCUGCGGAUGAGUAUGGACAGGAACAGGAUCAGAUGGAGGUAGACGGGGUUGUCAAUGAGGAUGCUGAUGUGAAUGGGGAGCAGGGAGACGGGGAAGGGGGAGAAGAAGAUGGAGAUGAAACGGGUGCAUAUGCUGAGGGAGAAGAGGCAGGAGAAGCUGAAGCUCAGGAUGGUGUCGCUGAGGGCGAUGAAGAGGGGGAGGGGCUUGCGGAGGAGGAUUACGGUGCUCUUGCUUUGCUUGACACUGUUAUUGAGGAGAGGGAGGAGAGACUUUCUACGGCGGAUGUUGGGAAGAUCUUGGCUAUUAUUCGGGAGUGUUUGGGGCAGGAUGAGGGUUUGCAGGGGCAUUCUAAUGGGUGAUGUAUUUCUUGAGUCUUGAGGUUUGUGGUUUUUUCUGUGUACAUCCAUCUAGCGUUUUAGGGCAUGAGACAAAAAUUCUUUGGCAAG